AGGGCUGAAGGCGCUGCACACCGGAAGUGACAUCCAUGUGCGGUUCUGGAGGGCAAAGUGAAGAUGGCGGCUCGGCUGUCAGUGCUGCUUGGUCUCCGAGUUCCGGGGGGAGCCGCUGUGUGCUGCUGGAGGAUCUCUGCCAGUCACCUGAAAACAUGGCUGAAACCCACCGGGACCCCUCGCCUGCUGAGCACUCUCCCCCCGCCCCCUCCUAGGCAACAGGAUGAGUCCUCCAAACGUGGGCCGGUCACCUGGAAGUCUCUGGCGUUGACGGUCGCUCUGGGCGGAGCUCUGAUGGCGGGAAUGAAGUAUUUGAAGAAAGAGAAAGAAGAGAAGAUAGAGAAGGAGAAGAGCCGGUCUAUGGGGAAGCCAUUGCUGGGCGGACCGUUCUCGUUGAUUGACCACACGGGGUCACCGAAGAGCGAGCAGCACUUCCUGGGUCAGUGGGUGCUGCUGUACUUCGGCUUCACUCAUUGUCCCGACAUCUGUCCGGAGGAGAUCGAGAAGAUGAUGGAAGUGGUGGAGAACAUCGAUGCCAUGAAGGGGGUUCCUAACCUCACCCCUCUCUUCAUCACCGUGGACCCCGCGAGGGACAACCCGGAGGCCGUAGCCAAAUAUAUUAAAGAAUUCUCCCCCAAACUGAUCGGCCUGACGGGGAGCGUGGAGCAGAUCGCGGAGGUGGCCAAGGCGUACCGGGUGUACUUCAGCACGGGGCCCAAGGACGAGGACAGCGAUUACAUUGAAGACUUCCCGGAGAAGCAGCAAGCUCAUUACCACCAGGGGCUUCUGGGUGAUCCGGAAGGCACACACAAGGGUACCGUUGCCAUGGCUGCCAGUGUUGUGGGUGACGAUGAUAUGGGGGAAGUCAUACUGUACAACGUUCAUUCCCACAACGGCACGCUGGCUCUAGUCUGUGCGUUCUCCUGCCGACCAAUCGCAACGCAUGCCAAAGCUUACACUCGGGUCGAGUACGCCGACCCGCGUGUCAUCCUCGUCAUUUGGAAUCCGUUAUACCAACAGCAGGAGCCGCGGCGCAAACACAGCGGGAAGCAGGAUGAUGUAUGUCGACGUGCGUUGUUCCCGUUUGCUGGUUUCAUCCGAGCCGAUGCCACCCGCCUGAGAUGA
Messenger RNA from Nanorana parkeri, 1125 nucleotides. RefSeq names its product protein SCO1 homolog, mitochondrial-like. Gene Ontology annotation, biological process: mitochondrial respiratory chain complex IV assembly. The record is from RefSeq and is a predicted model, not a curated record. NCBI's taxonomy places the organism in Eukaryota, Metazoa, Chordata, Amphibia, Anura, Dicroglossidae. The coding region runs from base 64 to 1125 and encodes 353 amino acids. The transcript has 9 exons.